GAAUAAAAUUUAUCAACGGAUCUAAAUCAUCUAUGGAAGGCAAUCCUUGUGAUAUAGUUUCAACCAAUUAGAUGAUUCUAAUCAAUUUUCAAUGUUGAAAAAGUUCUAUAAAUAGACUAUCUCACCACACCUUCUAUCUCAUCAUACCUUCUCACCACACCUUCUAUCUCACCAUACCUUCUCACCACACCUUCUAUCUCACCAUACCUUCUCAAUCAUUUAGUCAUGGCUGCUCAACAAGUAAUUUGUAUUGUUUAUUACAAUGGUUCAAUUGUUGAUGGAGUUGAAGGAAAAACAUUUGUAAGUGACUAUAAAAAGGCGUUCAAAGUACAUUCGGGAAGCAACCUUGCUCGUCUAAAGAAUGUCAUUAGAAAAAAAAUUACAGCUCGGUGACAACGUCACGAUAAGUGAUAUAGUUUAUUGACACCUCGUGUUCUUUGGUGAAAAUACAACAAAGUUUGAACUCAUGAAGAUUUGCGACGAUGAAGAUGUUGAGUUGAUGUUUGAUGUUUAUGCACAGUGGUCACAACUCGGCACCAUCGAGUUAUAUGUUACCUUUGACUCUGCUCCUCCAUCAACAAACAUUGAUCAACCAUCAACAUCAAACAUACCUUAUCAACCCGACUUAUAUUCUCCAUCGCAACACUAUGAACCAUCACAACACUAUCCUCCGUCACAACACUAUCCUCCAUCACAACACUACGAACCAUAUUCUACCCAAUUAGAACAAACUCGUUCAGAAAGUUUUCAACUCCAUCAUCAAUCUCCUCCAACAAGUCCACAAUGCGAUCUUCCCCUUAGUGUCUUACAUAGUAUCAACGACGAAGAUUUCAGUGAUUAUAGUGAAGAGGAUGAAACAUACUUCGAUGAAUCAUCUGAUAAUUCUGUCGAUGACAUUGAUGGUGACGAAGAUAUGGAAGCAGAAGAUCAACCUAUUCUACCUGAUUUCGAUCCACCAUCUCACCUGAAGAGCAUCAAUUUAGAUACUCAACAGAAAUCAAGUGAAUUUGAUCACUUGCUCAUUAACGAAGUCCCAACAGUAGAUGGAACUCUUGCGGUUGGAAUGAAGUUUCAGAACAAAGAUGAAUGCAUACAUGCAAUCAAGCGCUACCACAUAAAACAAUCAUUGAAUUUUGUGGUACAAAAGUCAGAUUUAGAAAGGUAUGUCAUUUAUUGUUCAGAUCCAAAUUGUUUGUUUAGAUGUAGAGCUUCAAAACGCAAAAAAAGUGAAUUGUGGGUUAUUGGUAAAUUGAAUGUGCCUCAUACAUGCACAAAUUCUGCAUUGUCACAAGAUCAUACGAAGCUCGAUUCUAAUAUGAUAUGUCAAAGCAUAAUGCAAGUUGUGAAAGUAGAUCCGUCAAUCAAAGUGAAGGUAAUUGUUGCUCAAAUUCGGUCUUUACAUAACUACACAGUUAGUUAUAAAAAGGCCUGGAUAGGAAAGAAUAAAGCGAUCGAACAAAUUUAUGGCAACUGGGAAGAGUCUUACAAUCAACUCCCACAAUGGUUGUUGGUUAUGAAAACGUUUGCUCCAGGAACUAAAAUAGAAAUGGAAACCAUCCCAGCUUAUCAUGAGAAUAGUUUGAUAAAUGGGAUAACGAUUUUUCAUAGACUAUUUUGGGCUUUCGUUCCGUGUAUAUCUGCGUUUAAAUUCUGCAAACCAAUGGUACAAGUUGAUGGGACUUGGCUGUACGGCAAGUACAAAGGAACUCUAUUGGUAGCAGUUGCACAAGAUGGGAACGACAACGUAAUUCCUAUUGCUUAUGCUAUUGUGGAAGGUGAGACAAAAGAAGGUUGGAGUUUCUUUUUGAGAAAUUUGAGAAAAUUUGUCACUCCACAAGCCAACAUUUGUUUGAUUUCCGAUAGACAUGAAUCUAUUAAGAGUGCUUAUAAUAAUCCGAAUAAUGGGUGGCAAGAUCCUCCGUCAAAGCAUAUGUUAUGCGUCCGACAUAUUGCACAAAAUUUUACAAGGGAAUUUAAAGACAAUGCUUUGAAGAAAAAAGUUAUUUCUAUGGGUUACUCUAUCAACGAGCCUACAUAUCGAUACUACCGUAGAGAAAUCGGCAUGCUAAAUCCGGAUGCUUUGAAAUGGUUAGACAACAUACCUCGACAAGAUUGGAUUCAAGCAUUCGAUGGAGGUAGUCGUUGGAGUCAGAUGACAACCAACCUUGUGGAGUCAAUCAACGCAGUAUUAAAAGGCCCGCGCAACCUUCCCAUCACUACUUUGUUGCAAUCGACUUAUUUUAAAACAGGGACACUAUUUCCAACCAUGGGAAAACAACACGCAUCAAUUUUAGCUUCUGGUCAGGUAUACACAAAACCUUGCAUAGAUUUUAUGAAAUUGGAAAUAAGUAAAUCCAAUAGUCAUAGGGUGGAUAGUUUUGAUCGGAGCAACCAUACUUUCAUGGUGCACGAGACAGUGGUUCCAAGAGAAGGGCGACCAAUUGGUCAUUUCAGUGUAAACCUUUCUAACAAGUGGUGCGAUUGUGGAAUAUAUCAAGCUAAACAUAUGCCUUGUUCACAUGUCAUAGCAGCAUGCUCUAGCAUAAAGUAUAAUUAG
This is a messenger RNA of Cicer arietinum (chickpea), 2557 nucleotides long. RefSeq lists its product as uncharacterized. Gene Ontology annotation, molecular function: zinc ion binding. The record is from RefSeq and is a predicted model, not a curated record. NCBI's taxonomy places the organism in Eukaryota, Viridiplantae, Streptophyta, Magnoliopsida, Fabales, Fabaceae.